AUGCCCAUCUGGCACGUUCUCCAUCCCGAUACCGUCUUUACAGACCCGCGCGACAAGGCCGAGCUCGUCAAGGCCAUUGUCGGCUUAUAUACCUCGGGCGGUCUCCCACCCUUUUACGUCAAUGUCUUUUUCCACAAAUUCGCCCCGGGCGACGCCUGGUCCGACACGCGGUAUCAAGGCAGCAUCGAGGCCUUGGAUAAGACCAAUGCAGUAGCCGGGGUGUCUCAACGCGAGCGGCCCUUUGUUCACUUUGAGAUUGAUCAGAUUGCCGUCAACAUUACCAACGACGAGUGGGCCAACAAGUGGUGUGAGAAGGUCAAUGAGGCUCUUAAACCUCAUAUAGCAGACAAGGGUUAUGAUUGGGAAUACCAUAUUGAUGAAACACCCAGGUCGCUAUGGCGUACAAAUGGGCUGUCCCCGCCGCCUUGGAAGAGCGUUGCUGAGCGCAAAUGGUUCGAGGCAAACCAGCCAUUGCCGUACGAUAAGAGCGGCGCGAUAUUGGCCGAGAAUAAGCUGUAA
This is a messenger RNA of Pestalotiopsis fici W106-1, 519 nucleotides long. RefSeq lists its product as uncharacterized. The record is from RefSeq and is a predicted model, not a curated record. The coding region runs from base 1 to 519 and encodes 172 amino acids. NCBI's taxonomy places the organism in Eukaryota, Fungi, Ascomycota, Sordariomycetes, Amphisphaeriales, Sporocadaceae. The transcript has 3 exons.